AUGUCGUUUAUCGAUCCGGAACUUGUCCAUAAGUGGGGACAUACCUUCUCGAUAAUUUCAAUCGUGCCGUUUCCAAAGAAAGAACUUUUGUUUGCGGGUACACAGGAUUCCAAAAUUCUAGUCUUCAAUUUGUGCACUUACAAUUUAGUGCGCACAAUUAGAUUAGGCGAUUCCCACGAGACUAACACGAGGUCAAGUGUUUUAUGUCUUGAGAGAUCAAUCGAUGAAAACUACUUAUUUUCUGGUGGUACCGAUUCUUUGGUGAGAAUAUGGUCUAUUUACGAUGUUGAUAGGCAAGACGGAUCAGUUCAAGUAGAAGAAGUGGCAACAGUUUACUCUGUAACGGACAUCGGAGAUAUUUUCUCAUUGCAGUACCUCGAUUCUUUGCAAACGUUGGUAUUCGGUUGUCAAAAUGCCAGCUUGCUCUAUUUGGACAAUGUGUUUGAUAGACUCUUGGCAGACACUUCACAGUCUUCUAGUAGUAUGAAUCGGUUGCCACAUUUGAGAUAUGACAAGUUCUUCGACUCGCUGGGGCCAUCAGGACAUACAAGUCAUGAUCAUGCUUCGAAGGAGCCUUCACAUUUAAGGCAGACAGAAUUAUCAUCAAACGCCCUUCGUAAAAGUAUUUCACAGGAGGGUGCAAUCAAUCAAAUUCUAGAGAUCCCAUCAGAGAAUAUUAUACCCUACGCUCAUAACGGCUUUGUUUACAGUAUUUGUAAACUUUGUCUCCUAUGCAGUUCACUUUUGGGAAAUGAUGUUAGCUUCAAGUAUCCUGUAAAGCAACACGAUUGCCAACAUGCUUUUGAGUGUAAGGAAGGUGCUAACGAAAUAAACGAAUGUAUUAUCUCUGGUGGUGGUGAUGGAAUUAGUAAAGUUUGGUUUCUUAAAAAAGAUAGAGAAGGCUCUGUUUCUAUGAAUUUGAUAGCUACGGAACUCAAUAAUGAAGAAACAGUUUUAGCUCAAGCCACAGAAUUCCCCUUCUUAUAUUGUGGUCUCUCUGAUGGUAUUGUUAAGAUAUGGGAUUUAAGCACAAAACAGGUUGUUUCCACGUUAUAUACUCCUGAUAAAUCUGAUAUCAUUUCAAUAUCAGUAUACAAGGACCAUAUCUUCGCGAUAAACGAAGCUGGCGUUACACUGUUUUAUGAAAAUGAAAUAAGACAUUGGAAUCCUCAACGAGGUAAAAUGUUGAGUUGCGAUGUAUUUGCUCGAUUUUCAAAGUCUUCAGAAAAGCAGAUGAGUCUCUUGGUGGGCAGUAACGACGGCUCACUGACUUUAUGGGAUUUAUCAAGCGUAUUAUCCUAUGGUAACGCGAAAGAUUAUCUGAGGAAUGGACAUAUCCAUCCGAGAGAGAGUUUCAUGCAGCACUCUGAUCCGGUACAACUAAAUAAUGAAGAUAUGUUAUCAACACUUCGUGAAUUAAUAGCCUUCCCCUCGGUUUCCCAAUCGGCUGAUACAUUGGAAAAGCUUGCAUCGAGACGUUGUGCUUCAUAUUUGCAAAAGCUCUUCAUGAGGCUCGGAGCAGAGUCUUCACAAUUGCUCGCACUUGAAACAGGAGAUAAUCCUAUUGUAUUUGCUUCCUUCAAAGGUAAGGCGACAUCUACAAGAAAACAACGUAUUUUGUGGUAUGGUCAUUAUGAUGUUAUUCCAGCUUCAAACGACAAACAUUGGAAAUCAGAUCCAUACACUUUGACCUGUGAAGAUGGAUACAUGAAGGGACGAGGAGUUAGUGACAAUAAGGGACCACUUAUUGCUGCAAUUUAUAGUGUUGCCUCAUUGUUGAAUAAGGGUGAGCUGUCUCAUGAUAUCGUAUUUUUGGUAGAAGGAAACGAAGAAAUUGGAUCCCCCGGUCUCGAACAGGUCUGCAAAGAUAAUCUUGAACUCAUAGGACCAAAUAUAGAUUGGAUUUUUUUAAGUAAUUCCACUUGGGUCGAUCAAACACAUCCAUGUUUGAACUACGGUUUGAGAGGAGUGAUAAACGCACAGAUUUCUAUUACUAGUGAUGAAUCUGACAGGCACUCUGGUAUUGAUGGUGGUACACACAGGGAGCCAACAGCAGAAUUGGUAAAUGUUGUCAGCAAGUUGCAAGAUGAUUCGGGUAAGAUUUUGAUACCCAAUUUCUACGAUGCUCUGAAGCCAAUAAGCCCACAAGAUCGUAAGAGACUAGAAAAAAUUAUCGAAGUAGCAUCUUUUAAUAAAAAGAAAACAGUUGAAGAACUAGUGAUGAAUUGGACCAAGCCUUCUUUGUCGGUCACUACCAUGAGAGUAAGCGGACCCGGCAAUAUAUCGGUUAUUCCGCAAUGUGCUCUUAUUGGCAUAUCCAUCAGAUUAGUACCAGAGCAAGGCGUCGCAGAAGUAAAAGCUGCCUUGAAUGGGUAUUUAACCGAAUGCUUCGAUAAUUUGAAAUCGAAAAAUCAUCUGAAAAUCGAGAUCGUCAAUUCUGCAGAAGCUUGGUUAGGUGAUCCAACAAAUCAUGCCUACAAGAUCAUCAGAGAUGAGAUUGCUAAUGCGUGGAAGGUAGAACCACUGUUCGUAAAAGAAGGUGGCUCCAUCCCUUGUAUAAGACCAUUAGAAAGGAUCUUCAAUGCUCCUGCAGUGCAAAUCGCUUGUGGCCAAUCCACAGAUAACGCUCAUUUGGACAACGAAAACUUAAGAAUUGAGAACUGGUCCAAGAUGGCGAUUGUACUCUCAAAUGUAUUUAGAAAACUGUGA
Zygotorulaspora mrakii is the source of this 2709-nucleotide messenger RNA. RefSeq names its product glutamine amidotransferase subunit DUG2 (gene DUG2). Gene Ontology annotation, molecular function: protein binding; peptidase activity. Bases 1 to 2709 code for a protein of 902 amino acids. Gene Ontology annotation, biological process: proteolysis; glutathione catabolic process. The record is from RefSeq and is a predicted model, not a curated record. Lineage: Eukaryota; Fungi; Ascomycota; Saccharomycetes; Saccharomycetales; Saccharomycetaceae. The transcript has a single exon.